CUGAUUCUUUUUUUUCCCUUUCUUUUCUCUUGGAAAAAAAAUAAAAUAAAGCGAAGCUCUGUCGUAGCUUGCGGCGGGGGCUCCAGCUUCGUCGGCGAUGGCCGGGGCUGGAGGCACGGGCGGAGCGGGAGGAGGAGGAUUGCGCGACCUGGACGCGCUGGAGGGCGUGCGCUCAAUCGUGCUGAAGCCCUCGGAGUCCCUCGACGAGAGGCGGUUCACGAGGAUCGCUGGCGCCGACUUCAACGACGCCGGCCUCGGGCUCUCCGGGAUGCUCGCCUCGCUCGCCUCCACUGGAUUCCAGGCCUCUAACCUUGGCGACGCCAUCGACGUCGUCAACCAGAUGUUAGAUUGGAGGCUGUCCCACGAGAAGCCACGCGAGGACUGUGAUGAAUCUGAGCUUGACCCUGCAUAUAGAGAAUCUGUGAAGUGCAAAAUAUUCCUCGGAUUCACCUCAAACCUUGUCUCUUCUGGCAUUCGGGAUGUUAUCCGCUUUCUAGUUCAGCAUCACAUGGUGGAUGUUAUUGUUACAACUGCUGGUGGUAUAGAGGAGGAUCUCAUCAAAUGUCUUGCUCCAACUUACAGAGGGGAUUUCACAUUACCUGGAACGCUAUUGCGCUCAAAGGGAUUGAAUAGGAUUGGAAAUUUAUUGGUUCCUAACGAUAACUAUUGCAAGUUUGAGAACUGGAUCAUGCCACUUUUUGACCAGAUGCUACAAGAGCAAUCCACUGAGAAUGUUUGGACACCAUCGAAGGUUAUUGCUCGUCUUGGCAAAGAAAUAAACGAUGAAAGUUCCUACCUUUAUUGGGCAUAUAAGAACAAGAUUCCUGUAUACUGCCCAGCAUUGACUGAUGGGUCACUUGGAGACAUGCUAUUCUGUCAUGCAGUCCGCAGUCCUGGCCUAAUUAUUGACAUUGUUCAAGACAUACAAUUGAUGAAUGGAGAAGCCAUUCAUGCAACCCCAAGGAAGACAGGGAUCAUAGUUCUUGGUGGAGGGCUACCCAAGCAUCAUAUAUGCAACGCCAAUAUGUUUCGCAAUGGUGCGGAUUAUGCAGUCUAUAUCAACACAGCCCAAGAGUUCGAUGGCAGUGAUUCCGGAGCACAGCCUGAUGAAGCAGUCUCAUGGGGAAAGAUUAAAGGUUCAGCCAAACCUGUGAAGGUGCAUUGUGACGCCACGAUUGCAUUUCCAUUACUUGUGGGUGCAACAUUUGCUCGCAAGUUUCAUGGUGCAAAAGAAAGAAAGCCAACUGAAUUUCUGGCCGAGGACUAAAUCUAUUCUUGUCGAAGUCCCCACGUUGACGAGUGUUCGGAGCACGGCUAAUUCUUUCCAUACCAAGGAUAGAGUUGGAGAUGGACUGGGAAAGUUUUGUUGCUACACCAUAUGCUCACGAGCUGUAACCACCAUUCUUUGUACACCUGAUGUUGCAAUAACACACAGUUGAUUACUUUUUUACAAGAUGUGGCGUUUUAUGUGCUAUUUAUAUCCAAUUGGUAUUCGUGUCGUCCUACAGGAGGCUGUUUGGGCUGUGAUCCAUUCACACCUUACCAUGGCACUUUAAAUGUGACUUUUUUAAAAAAAAUUAAAUAAGACGGAUGAUCAAAUAUU
Messenger RNA from Oryza brachyantha (malo sina), 1603 nucleotides. Its product is annotated as deoxyhypusine synthase-like. The record is from RefSeq and is a predicted model, not a curated record. The coding region runs from base 98 to 1267 and encodes 389 amino acids. Gene Ontology annotation, biological process: peptidyl-hypusine biosynthetic process. Gene Ontology annotation, cellular component: cytoplasm. NCBI's taxonomy places the organism in Eukaryota, Viridiplantae, Streptophyta, Magnoliopsida, Poales, Poaceae. The transcript has 7 exons. Gene Ontology annotation, molecular function: deoxyhypusine synthase activity.